Messenger RNA from Sesamum indicum (sesame), 1179 nucleotides. RefSeq lists its product as uncharacterized. NCBI's taxonomy places the organism in Eukaryota, Viridiplantae, Streptophyta, Magnoliopsida, Lamiales, Pedaliaceae. The record is from RefSeq and is a predicted model, not a curated record.
AUGGUAACCUCGUGGUUGUGGAAUUCGAUCUCGAAGGACAUCGUAGAGGCCUUCAUGUAUGUGAGUUCGUCGAGGGAGUUGUGGCUGGAGAUUCAGUCUAGAUAUGGACGCAGCAGCGGGCCUAUGAUCUAUCAAAUACAACGUGAGAUUUCUUCAAUCUCACAAGGAGAUAUGACACUGACUUCCUACCUAACGAAAGUGAAGAAGUUGUGGAAUGAGCUAUUUUGUUUAGCUCCUUCGCCCAAGUGUACAUGUGGAGGAUGCUCCUGUGGAAUCAAUGCAGCUAUUGGGGAGAUGUAUUCUUCGAUGCAACUAAUGCAGUUCCUCAUGGGACUCCAUGAGAAUUUCGACAAGGAGAAAACCCAGCUUUUAAUGAUGGAUCCCUUACCCGAUCUAGAGAGAGCUUUCUCGAUUAUCUUUGCUGUGGAGCAGCAAAGAAAUGUACAAAUUCAACUUACAGACAGCACGAACAAUGCGGCGUACCAAGUAACUUUGAGUGAGAACAAAGACAAAGGAGGAUAUAAACAAACACAGAAACGUAGAUCAUUCAUUGACAAGCGCUCCAUGGUUUGCACACAUUGCAAUAAGAUAAGACACCUAAGAGAUACAUGCUUCCAAUUGCACGGGAUGCCAGAUUGGUUCAAAACGCUGAAUGACAAGAAGAGGAUGGGAGUGAAUCAUAAUUUUUCUGGAAAUGUAGAAGGCAGAGUGGCUAAAAAAGUUAAAAGCUCAAGUGGUGAAGCAAAGUCUGAGGUAGCAGAUUUGAUGGCUGAGAUACUCAAAAUGAUGAAGCAGAAGGAAACACCUACAGACCCUAUCUCAAAUUACGCGAACUAUGUACACUAUGAUGAGGAGUUUGCAGGUAACAUUCUUGAACCUUUUGCCCCGAAUGCGAGUGACUGGAUUAUUGACACUGGAGCUACAAAUCACGUGUGCGCACAUUUGUCAUGUUUCGAUACUUAUUCUGUUUCUUCUCAUACUCAUCUCAUCCAUUUGCCUGAUGGAACUAAGAAAACCGUGACUUAUGUCGGCACUGUGAGAAUAUCAAACAAACUGACCCUUACCUCAGUAUUUUUUGUUCCAGAAUUUUCUGUAAAUCUCCUCUCAGUGAGUCAGCUUUGUAGCAGCAAUAUAUACUCCUUUCUUUUCAAUCAGUUUAGCUGCAUCUUGCAGGACUAG